UUUACUUGUCAGUCUGCGGUCGUCGUAUUACGACAUCUGACAGCGGUACUGCAGGCAGCUUGCAGGAGCCUCUUUCGCUCAAUUUUCAUGCUAUUUUUUCCACAUCAUGACCAUUUCUUUGUUAAAUUUUGUUUUCUCAAGACGCACAUGAAGGCACGGUUAAAUAAAGCACAGUGGUUUGGGGAAUUAUCCUCUUUAAAGAUCUCAAAAUAGACUGCUGCUUGCUUAGUUCUUACCAUGGCGACGGUUGUGAUGGAGCAGAUUGGGCGGCUCUUCAUCAACGCCCAGCAACUUCGUCAGAUCCCCCGUUUCCUAGAGUCUGCCUUCCCUACACUGCCUUGCACUGUGAUGAUCAGCGAUGUACCGUGGGUGUUUCGCGAGCCGCACAUAUUUACAGGCUACAGGCUGCCCGACCAGAGUUGGCGCUACUACUUCCUGACUCUGUUCCAGAGGCAUAACGAGUCUGUAAACGUGUGGACACACCUGUUGGCCUCCCUCAUUAUCUUGGUCAAGUUUCAAGAGCUGUCCGAAACUGUGGACUUCCUGCGAGACCCUCACGCCCAGCCGCUUUUCAUCCUUCUCUUAGCUGCGUUCACUUACCUGGCUUGCAGCACUUUGGCCCACCUGCUCUCAGCCAAGUCUGAGCUCUCCCAUUACACUUUCUAUUUUUUGGACUAUGUUGGCGUUGCUGUUUAUCAAUAUGGCAGUGCUUUGGCCCAUUACUAUUACGUCGUAGAUGAAGAUUGGCACGCACGAGUUCGAAGCUUUUUCCUGCCAGCUGCAGCCUUCCUGGCCUGGCUGUCCUGCACGGGCUGCUGCUUCGGCAAGUACGCCAGCCCGAGAUUGCCAAAAUCUGUUCAUAAGCUAUUUCAGGUGGUGCCGUCCGGCCUGGCCUACUGUUUAGAUAUCAGUCCGGUGUUGCAUCGCAUCUAUAAAUGCUACAGCUCUGAGCAGGGCUGCGCUGACCAGGCAGUGAUUUACCACUGCUAUCAGAUCCUCUUCUUUUUGGUUAGCGCCUACUUCUUCUCGUACCCUCAUCCAGAGCGCUGGCUCCCAGGACGUUGCGACUUCAUUGGACAGGGCCAUCAGCUUUUCCACGUGUUCCUGGUGCUCUGCACUCUUGUGCAAAUUGAAGCCGUGCGACUGGAUUACAGCGAGAGGAAAACUCUCUAUGAACAUCUCCAUGGAGACUUGGCUCAUGAUGCAGUGGCUCUCUUUAUCUUCACAGCAUGCUGCAGUGCACUCACUGCUUUCUAUGUGCGCAAACGUGUGAAGGCAUAUCUAGAGGAAAAACAGGAGUAGAUCUCCUAUCAGGAUGCUGGUAUGGGACAAGUUGACCUUGCUUGCACAUGUAUAAAGAUCGCACUGGUCAACCACUAACUUAGAAGAACCUACUCUGUGUAUCUUAUAUUUGUUGUUAAUACUUCUGUUCUGUGUUUUGCCAAUGCAUUUUAAAUCAGCUGCUCUUUGUUUACCAAACCGGUGAUAUGCUUUAAAACUGCAUUAUAUAUAAAUUAUAAUUUUUUUCCAAAACGUAGUGAGUUGCCUGGAAAGGUUGAUCAAAAAUCUGCUGUUGAUCAAAACGUUUAAUUGGAUUAAGAUGCCUUUUUGGUUUGGCACAUGUAUCCUUCACAGCAGAUACAAUCCCAGAAUGCAUUGUGAGUUGCUCAAUAUAAAAAAAUUGAGAGAAUAGUUCAUUAUAAAUACAGCACAAACAUUCUUAUUCAGAACUGAAAAAUAUAUAAAAACUAGUUCAGUAUUUUUAACAAUAUUUAUGUGCUCUGUAUUUUUAAGCUUAGUGCAUUGCACCAUUAGUUUAGCAAUGUACAAACCAGUACUCAAUCAGUCACUUAUAAGUGUCCACAAAGUCCCUUUAGGGAAGUUGUGCCACUAUGCUACCGUGUUUGCAUCGCAUUCGAGAAGUGAUCUCAGUUAUGUGAGACUUCAAAGUAUUGAAUCAAAAUUUCUUAAAUCACAUGUUAGGAUAUGCUAAUGAAGCAGCUCACUAGGUUUUGGUAGCUAUAUACUUUAAGGGACAAUCCACUUUUUUGAAAAUAUCUUCAUUUUCCCGCAACCCUAGAGUUAAACAUUUGAUUUUUACAGUUUUGGAAUCCAUUCAGCUGAUCUUUGGGUCUGGCGGUACCAUUUUUAGCAUAGCUUAGCAUAAUCCAUUGAAUCUGAUUAGACCAUUAGCAUCGAGCUAAAAAAAAAAUUCUAUAUUUUUCAUAUUUAAAACUUGACUCUUCUGUAGUUACACUGUGUACUAAGACCGACAGAAAAUUUAAAGUUGCAAUUUUUUUAGGCAGAAAUGGCUAGGAACUAUACUCUCAUUCUGGCGUAAUAAUCAAGGACUUUGCUGCCGUAACAUGGCUGCAGCAGGCGGAGUGAUAUUACGCAGGGCCUGAAAAUAAUGAGAGUAUAGUUCAUAGCCAUAUCGGCCUAGAAAAACACAACUUUUAUUUUUCCGUCUGUCUUAAUACACAAUGUAACUACAGAAGAGUCAAGUUAGGAAAAAUAUCGAAACUCUUUGGUUAUUUUUCAGCGCGAUGCUAAUGGUCUAAUUAGAUUCUAUGGAUUAUGCUAAGCUAUGCUUAAAGUGGUACCGCCAGACCCGGAGAUCAGCUGAAUGGAUUCCAAACCAGUAAAAAUCAAAUGUUUAACUCUAGGGGAGCUGGAAAAUGAGUUUAUUUAAAAAAAAAGUGGAGUGUCCCUUAAAAAAAAGAAAAUUGAAAGGUUUGGACUUUAAACUCUUAAACUGAUUUGUGCAAUGAGUGCCAUUAAGCCCUUCUAUGACCCAAGUGGUCUGUGAUUGGAUAUCAGCAUUUUUGCUGACAGGUUAGUUAGCAUAAAUAAAUAUUGUAUUGUAGAUAGUUCAGGUAGACCAUAACUGGAUAUGUAGAUACUUGUAUUGUGCCUCCAACUACAUCUAGCUGCAUAAAUGCACAGGCGCAGUGUGCUGCUCAAAUUUGUUACUUGCAAUGCUGUUGGACCAGUGCUACAAUAUUAGCAAAGCGUGGGAACUCAAAUGAACACUUUUUAUUUAAAUGCACAGGCCUGUAUCAUGACUGAAAGAAUCUUAGCCUCAGCAGAAUGCAAAUCAGUGUCAAAAUGACUUCUGGCUUGCCUUACAACCUGUUCAGUGCAACUUCUUGCUUAAUUUAUUAUUGUAAGGACCUGCGAAUUGCAAUCGAUUUGUGUUUUGUAUGUCAUGCGUUGCCAGUGGACAUUUUGUCGCCUUUGAGUUAGUGGAGGUUAAAUUAAUAUAAAAUGAUUUGUUAUGACAUGGACAGCAGGCAGGAUGUGAAGUCACAUGAUUUGCAAUACUGCUUAAAUUACAUUUUAGGCAUUUGCAUUGAACUAACCCUGUCUUUUUCGAUAUACAACUGUCGAAAAACACUAUUUAGGUGAACCCCAUGAUACAGGUGAAGAAAAGUCCAAAUUACAAUAUCAAGAAAGCCCACAUUUAAGAUUAUUAGUUUAUGUUUUGCUAAAAAACUAUAAGAAUCAGAAUUAAGAAUUGGGGUAAAUUUAGCUUAACUGGCGUAAAACAUUUUUUUGGGGUAAAAAUGAGAUUGGACAUUUCUUAAGCAACCUUUGGGAGAUUCACCCACCAUGUGUGUUUAGCUCAUAACAAAUGUAAUAUAAACUGCUCAACAGUUGUUGUUUUAAACAUAACAUUAAUACAUCAGUAACAGCUAAAGCAAGGAAUUAUGCCCUACAUAGUUUUGAUGCUCCUUUUGUACCCAAGGGCUAUAACUUUGGCCUUUACUCUUAAACCCUAAUAUGAAUGCCUUUGUGUGAUAUGUGGGUUUUUAUAUUAGACGUCCAGCACUUUAUUCACAAAAACUUAGCAUCACAACUAAUCUGUGUUAAAUGUGUGCCUGACUACAUGCAUGAGUCCUUGUGUGUCAGCAUACGGGUGCUUGCGAGUGUUGAUUGUGCCGAAUACUUGUACCUAGGUGAGAUGGCUACCUGUUUGAAAGAAUAUGAAGGGUCUGUCUGAACAGCAGUUUCCCCUUUGUCUGUUCUGUACAUAACUAAAUCAUUAUAAAUUAUAAUCCAAUAUAAUACAAAUCCAGAAAAUAUAGGCUGAAAUUAUCUGUUAUGCUUGAUGUUAUUGCACCACCAGACCAAUGAAGAUUUAGUCCAAUGUAACAUAAAAUCUGAUUUAUGAUCUGGUUUAUUGAAAGGUUAAGGGUUUAGACUUUAUUGAUGCAACGAAACACGAUCGUUGCCAUUGUUUUAUGGUAUGAACCAUUUGAGAAGUUUAUUAGUUGUGAGAAAUGGUGACCAGCACUUAUAACACGUUAAGCCAAAUUCACCAUGCAGCACCAGCAGACAACGAUGAUGUCACAGAUAGAUAGAACCACACAAGUCGAUGAUGUCAUAGAAAGAACGCAGUAAUGCAAUGAUUGACAAGUUUGCUUGUCAUUCUACUGCAGGAAAAUUGAUCCCAAAUUGAUGGCCAUAGCAGAAUAUAAUUUGUGAUUCCAUUAGUUUGGUGGUCAUACUGAACAGUAUUCAGUAUUAUCUGAUUCAUAGAGUGUUAUUUCUUUGUGCUGUAUGUGCCUAUCUAAGAUCCAUUGUAAUAAACCACAUACUGUAGCAGAGUGAAUAGAGGACACUCUGAUAUCACCAGGAAAACAAAAGAUGAGGUCAUCUCCUGACACCACCAGGAUUUGACCGACAGCCUCAGUUCCCAUAAAUGCUCAUACAGUAUGGUAAUUCUGGGAAUUAUGCUUUGUAAAUUGGUUUUGCUAAACUGCAUACUGUUUGUUUCUUAUAUUCUGUACUAAUCUACUCACGUUAAAGAUGCUUACAGAGUAUGGGUGCACUUUUCUGUUUAACAUUUAGAUUUUUAACAUGAUAAGAGAAUGUGUUUCUUUUGUAUCGUACUUAUAAAGAGUGUUUGCACUGAUUUUUUUUCAAUAUUUAACUCUGUACUCCAUUCAGUACUCAACCACGAGCCAUUGCACAGAUAUGAACAGUCGUUCAUGUUUUUGAUAUAGAGCAGAACAGGAACAAGACUGAUGUUAACCUAAACUUUACUGUUGUGUGUGGACAUGACUGUGUUGAUGUACUAUUGUAUUUAAUGAAAUAAACUAAUUCACACCUUCUA
Messenger RNA from Paramisgurnus dabryanus, 5119 nucleotides. RefSeq names its product progestin and adipoQ receptor family member VII, b (gene paqr7b). Gene Ontology annotation, biological process: response to steroid hormone. Lineage: Eukaryota; Metazoa; Chordata; Actinopteri; Cypriniformes; Cobitidae. Gene Ontology annotation, molecular function: nuclear steroid receptor activity; steroid binding. The record is from RefSeq and is a predicted model, not a curated record. Gene Ontology annotation, cellular component: plasma membrane.